CCUUCUCUCUCUCUCUCUCUCUCUCUCUCUCUCUCUCUAACUGCGUGUAAUUUUCCUUUUUUUUUUUUUGAAGCAAAAUUAGGGCUUUUCUGGAUUGUCGACUGCGUUUUUAUAUCUCUCCCCCUUUUGAUCGGAAAAAGGUAGAAGAGAGGUGAUUCUAGAUGAUAUGAAUUCUUGGAUCAACUUCUCUAGCUGCUUGGAGAAUCACUUGCUAUUGUCAUCACCUAUUUAUAGACGCCAGCUUUUCUUAAUAAGGUCUUUUGGUGGAUACUGCUGUAAGGCCCACAUGGAAGGACAAGGAGCAGCUAGUGGGAAAAUAACUGCUUUAGAGGCAGAUGCUGAAACUGUUAUUAGAAAGAUAACCCCGGUUCUAGACCCGAGGCGGCAUAAAGGCCAAGCAGGAAAGAUAGCAGUUAUUGGUGGAUGCCGUGAAUAUACUGGUGCACCAUAUUUCGCUGCUAUAUCUGCCCUAAAAAUUGGUGCAGAUUUAUCACAUGUUUUCUGUACGAAAGAUGCUUCACCGGUGAUAAAAGGCUACAGCCCUGAGUUGAUUGUCCAUCCCGUGCUGGAAGAAUCAUACAGUGUAAGGGAUGAUGAGAAGGCAUCAGUUGCUAAAAGGGUCCUUGCUGAAGUGUCUAAGUGGAUGGAAAGAUUUGAUUGCCUCGUGGUUGGUCCAGGUCUUGGGAGGGACCCAUUUCUUCUGGAUUGUGUUAGUGACAUCAUGAAGCAUGCGAGGAAAUCGAAUAUUCCAACUGUCAUUGAUGGGGAUGGCCUCUUUCUUGUCACUAGUAAUCUCGAUUUAGUCAAGGGGUACCAUUUGGCCGUUUUAACGCCUAAUGUCAAUGAGUAUAAGCGCCUCAUUGAGAAGGCUUUGAACACUGAAGUUAAUGAGGAUGAUGCUCCUGAGCAAUUAUUGUCCCUUGCGAAGUGUAUUGGUGGAGUAACCAUCUUACGUAAAGGAAAUUCUGACCUUGUCAGUGAUGGUGUUACAGUUAAUAAAGUGAGCAACUUUGGGUCCCCUCGGCGUUGUGGUGGCCAAGGCGAUAUCCUCUCUGGGUGUGUGGCAGUAUUUUCAUCAUGGGCACGCUCGUCAAACAAAGAAAUGGAUGAUAAAAGUGCAUCGAGUCCGAUGAUGCUGGGUUGUAUAGCUGGUUCCUCGCUUCUUAGGAGAGCGGCUUCACUUGCUUUUGCAGACAAGAAGCGUGCAACCCUCACUUCAGAUAUCAUUGAAUGUUUGGGGAAAAGUUUGGAGGAUAUGAUCCCUGCCGAACAAGGAUAAUUCUUGGAGAUGCAAUGCAGGGAGUAAUAAAUGUACUUGCUCUCUCUUCUUGUGCUUUGUUUAUACGUGUUAUGUACUGUUCUUGGAAGAUAUUGUUGUCAACUAUGACAAUCUGAGUUCAAUGUUUGAUGCACCAGUGCAAGUUAUCUCUAUAGAUUUUUUUUUUAAA
Asparagus officinalis (garden asparagus) is the source of this 1448-nucleotide messenger RNA. Its product is annotated as ATP-dependent (S)-NAD(P)H-hydrate dehydratase. Gene Ontology annotation, biological process: metabolite repair. The coding region runs from base 167 to 1279 and encodes 370 amino acids. Lineage: Eukaryota; Viridiplantae; Streptophyta; Magnoliopsida; Asparagales; Asparagaceae. The transcript is spliced from 12 exons. Gene Ontology annotation, molecular function: ATP-dependent NAD(P)H-hydrate dehydratase activity. The record is from RefSeq and is a predicted model, not a curated record.